Juglans microcarpa x Juglans regia is the source of this 1888-nucleotide messenger RNA. Its product is annotated as putative E3 ubiquitin-protein ligase XBAT34. The transcript is spliced from 10 exons. Lineage: Eukaryota; Viridiplantae; Streptophyta; Magnoliopsida; Fagales; Juglandaceae. Bases 281 to 1504 code for a protein of 407 amino acids. Gene Ontology annotation, molecular function: protein binding. The record is from RefSeq and is a predicted model, not a curated record.
AAUCCAAAACGUUCAAGAAUAUCGGAAGCCUCCUCCUCUGAAGCAACCCCGGACUUCUCUUCACUGCUAAGUUUCUGAAAAACUUUCUCAAAAAAAAAAAAAAGAAAAGUUUCUGAAAAAACUGUUGAGCGAGCGUGUUAUUCAAAACCCAUUUUCAAUUCAGAGACUUAACAGAUUUUGCUCUCCCGUGGAUUCUUCUGCUUUCUUUUGGCUUCAGAUUUUCUGUUGCUCUCUCUGUUUUUCUCUCUUGUUACAUCCUUUCUUUUUGGAGUCUUGAAUUAUGGGCCAAAGCAAUUCCAUGAGCCAACAACGACCCAGAGCGGAGUUGCUCUAUGAACUGGUCAGCACUGGAAACGUGGAAGCCAUCAAAGCUCUUUGCAGUGAAGGUGCUAGCCUUGAGUGGAUUGACAGAGAAGGAAGGACCCCCCUCAUUUUGGCAUGUAUGAAUCCCGAACUGAUUCAUGUUGCCAAAACUCUUAUUGAAUUGGGUGCCAACGUCAAUGCUUAUUGUCCUGGGGCUCAUACGGGUACUGCUUUACAUCAUGCAGCAGAAAAAGGCUUGGAACAGUCUGUUAAGUUACUUCUUUCCCAUGGAGCAAAUACCCUGGUGAGGAAUGAUGAUUGUCAAACUCCACUUGAUGUUGCCAGAGUAAAAGGGCACGCCAAUAUUGUUCGUGCAAUUGAGAAUCAUGUCUGCUAUUUCUCUGGCUGGUUGCGGGAGUUUUAUGGUCCAAGCUUUCUUGAAGCAUUAGUGCCUAAACUGUUAUCAAGAACAAUUUGGGUUGUUGUUAUACCUUUUGGUUCCAGUAAUUCUACAAUGCCUCUCAAAAUGGAGCUCAAAAUAUAUCGUACUUUGCAAGAUGCGCAGCCUCGCUCAGUUAUUGCUCUUUGGAAGGCCAAAAUUGAGGAACCUGAUUUUCAUCAAAAGGAGCCAGCACUAACUAUAGUUGACCAGUUUACCAAAACUCGGUAUAAGCUUGCAUCCACCAUCGAGGGUGAUAAACAGCAACUUCAACGGUUACAUAAUGCGUGCAUAGGAAUUCCUCAGGUUAUGCCUCCCCCAGUGCUUGACAAUACACAAACCUCAACUCUAGAAGCUGCACCUCAAACUUCUGCAGAAGCUGUUGAGAGACCCCCUGCUGUAGGAACCGCAAAAAUAAAUGUAAGCAGCAAUGGGAGGAUGGAUGAGCCUUCAAAAGAAGAUUACAAUGGAUGGGAUUUGCCUGAUUCUGGGACGGUUGGCAAUACAACUCAACAUGGGCAAACCAGUGGUAAUAUUUCUCCUGUUGCUCCCACAAACAGUGGCGUUUCUACAUCCGCUUCUUCAGCUUCAGUUCCAUCUGCUGCUCCUAUUCCUGAGGAGUGUUUGGACGAAGGGCCAAUUCACCAUCCAUCCAUUGAUUUCAGCCCAGUGGACUGGUCCGUUCCAGCCAGAGAGGAUGGGGCUUCUGUAACAAAUGAUGUGAAAGAUGAAGGCAGUUUUUCCUCGUGUAUCAUAUGUUGAGAAGCUCCAGUAGAGGGAGCAUGCAUUCCCUGUGGUCAUAUGGCUGGUUGCAUGUCCUGUUUGGUUGAGAUCAAGGCCAAGAAAGGUGUUUGCCCUGUAUGCCGAUCCAAUAUAAAGCACGUUGUGAGGUUUUAUGCUGUCUGAUAAGUGAACAUAUUAUUAUGGAGCUGGGAAUCUGGGAUUGUUUUAAGAUUUUGACAUUAAUAUAUUUUUUAUCCAUGAGCUUGUGACAUUCAUUUAAUGGGGUUUUGAACAUAAAUGCACACGUUGCAACCCUGUCCUUUUUGUGAUGUACAGUUAGCAAGGGGAACUGCGCUCUCGUUUUAUGGAACUCUUCUGGAAACGCUGUUUUUUCAAUGUUACUGCAAUUACAGAGUAUGUAUA